AUGGGGAAGGCUUCAGCUGUUGAAGGGCUGGUGCCAAGCAAGUUGCUAAAGCAGCAUCUGAAAGCUUGCAAGGCGUCUCUGACAAAAUGCGGGCUGUGUGCUUUACACAACGCAUGGAAAAAACACAAAAAGCCGUGGCUCAGGGCAAAAUUAGUCAAUGAGGAAAUCAAACUCGGAUGCGCAAUUUGUGCAACAGAUGGCUUGCCAGGACCGUGGGCAGCUUUCGAACAAGAGCCAGCAAACAUUUUGAAAAAGAGCAACCUUGAAAGACAUGAAAAAUCACAAUUGCAUGUGAUGGCAUGCAAAGGCGCCGCCAGAAGCAAUGCGUCUGCAAAAACAGGACCUCCCAAGGCAGAUUUUGAAGAUGCCAUGAAAUCGAUGAUGCAAGGAGGAUCCAGCCGACAGGGUGGUUCGGCAAGUGAUAAAAAAAGUCGAAUAAGGUACGCUCUGUCGGAAGCAAUUUGCGCUCACAACAGAAAGUUGCUUUCAGAGGCGCACUGCUUGGCCCUGAUGCGUGAUGAGCGCAAAGGCAACCUUCUUCUGCGAUUUAAAGCAGUGUUGCCUGAUUUGACCAUUGUCUCGGGUUCCUUGGGCCUACAGGCACUGGAAGGUUCAGCGGAGAGCAUCGCCACGGCGACUGCUCAGAUCAUGCAACACUUCUGCCAACCUUGGAAGUGUCCACCACGUGGCUCUGCCAAGGCAGAAGGCGUAGUGGAUGAAGACUUGUUGCAUCGAUUGAAGCACCGUGUCUCAAUCAUUGUCACGGAUGCUGCAUCGGCAGAACUCUUGGCAAGCGAUUUGCACCGCGGGGUCCGUCGUGCAGCCGACCAGACCCAAACAUUGGACAUUGCUAUGCGGAACAUCAAAAUCGUCGGCCGAGACUGCGCGCAUGCUACAACGAGACUGCUAAAGCGACCGUUUUCCAAGAGUCCUACCUUGAACAGUCUCAUGCAGGAAUGGAUCCAUGGAUCUGAUUCCUUCUGUCAGAAAGUUUGGCAUUCGCCGCUUCUCAGCAAGUGGUGGGCUAAGGCCAUUGGACAUGGAGCGGAAGAGUUGGGAAUUGACGGUGAUUGCACCUCACUGAGUGCGGCCAAGCACCGUUUCGCAACCUUUCUGAAUCCAUUGUCUCGGCUUUGCAAAAACCUGCAAACGGUUUUUGACGUCUGCGGACGGGUGCAAGCCAUGCGAGGUGAAGAGGCGUCAUGGGCUGGAAAGCUUUGUCGCAACUUCAGUGGCUUCAAGGCGGCUUUACUGGCUUUGUGUGCUGAUGCUGCCUCCAUCUGUUCGGAUUUCACUCGUUACAGUGAUCGGGAAGAUAUGGACUUAGCAACAUUGAACCUGCAUGCGCAAGGGUUUUCAGACCGCGGACGUGCAUUGUUCGUCGAAGGCCAGGCGUUGACAUUGCCAACCUACACCAGGGAAUUGAUGGAACGAUCUGAUCCCAUCACUAUCAUCGUAGACGGGUUUGCGAAAGAGGUCAAAGAAUGGCUCUGCGUCGCUGAAGAUGUAUUGAAGCAAGAAUUUCCGAGCUGGCAUUUGCUUGCAUGCUUUGAUGUCUUCCAUUUGUCCGAGCACGGACAGAAGACAGACGUCAAACGAAGUUUGGAAAAAUUGGGCAAAGCUUUCCGUGUAUCAGAUGCAGGGUUAAAAGAGCAGUAUCAAAAGCUGCUUCCGAUUGCCUUGUCUAUGCACAAGCAAGGCGGGCUACCCAAUCGGGACGCAUGGAAGGAAGCCUAUGCUCGGACACGGCCAAGAAAUGCUUCCCAAGGCAAAUAUUAUGCGCCAGACUUGUUUGAAGUACUGGCAGCUUACAUGGCAUGGACUAGUUCGUCCAGUGGGGUCGAGCAGCAAUUUUCCAAAGUGAAGAGAAGCCCCGUUGAGCUGUCAAGCAGUGCUGCAGACAUGGAUCGGCGCAUGGCUAUUGUCAUGGGCGAAGGUAGCAAGUCCGAUGCCUGUCGGGCAGCAAUUGUUGAAGCAGCUCAGGACGUCUACUGUGACCUUUUGCGGUCAGGUGUGGCACGAACACGACAAUGCAAGAGAUUCGAUGCAGGCACUCAUCGCGCUGGCCGACAAGGGUCUCAUGCUCAGUGGAACAGAGAUCGCAAGCAGGCCUUGGACCAAGCUGUUUCGCAGUGUAGCACACCACUGCGUAGACCUCGGCAGGAGUUGCCGGAGUCGCUCGAAAAGGAAAGGGACUUCCAGAAAGAAAAGGAACGGAAACGUAAAGCGGAGGCUUUUAAUGACGGCUUGCUGUUAGAGGAUGAGGCAACUGACGACGUGAAGAGAUUGGCUGCCAAGGUGAUUCAGGAAAACCGUCAGAAGGAUGCGCAGCGGGCGAAAGCCUGUGCAAAAUACAAGCAGAAAGCCAAGCUGGCCUGCCGGAAGAAGCCAAGGCAAUGGGCUUUGAAAGACUUAGAGGCGCCAGCAUGGUUUUCAAAGAAGUUUUCCAAUCAUGCUCGAGCAGAAGCAGAAGAGCGCUUGCAGAAUGUUGGAAUCACCGACUUCACGGAGGAUAUCCGACUGGCGAAGCUAUUCGUCAUAUUGAAUUUCCAGAAAGUGGAGAACAAGGUGAAAGUGAUGGCAGCUUUGCAAGGAGGCGUCAUUCUAUCUUCAAGCGUGCUGAAUGGCACUGGUGGAAUCAAGUUGGGCUUCCAUCCUGGUCUUUCCAUUGACGCUGCUGUCUUUGCCACUUCCGAAUUUAAAAGGGAGCAGCUUGGACUGACCAUGAUGGUCCGAGAGGCCUGCCGACUUGGGUGGCAGCCUGUUGCUGCUGAAGCUUUGAAAGGCGAAAGCGUCAUUCGGGUCGCUUCGGACUGCUCUGGUCAUGGCUCAGACUUGAUUGCAUACCGGUUGCUGGGCCUUGUAAAGAAGGUACUGCCAGUCAUGAUGUCAGAGACAGAUGCUGACAAAGUUUGCUUGCACGAAGCAGUGGCCAAAAUCUGCGGAUUCAAUACUUCGAAGUUAACCAUGGUGACAGAUAUGUUCCUGCGGAAACCGGAAGACUGCAUAUCCACGCACGUCUACGUGGCUGGCUUUCCGUGUCCUUCCUUUUCGAAUCUCGGGAAAAGGAGAGGCGUUGUGGAUAGACGUGGCCUUUGCACACUGUCUGGCCCCGAAUAUAUUGCCAGAACUCGGCCAAAGGUCAUAGUUCUUGAGCAAGUGGCCUCAAUAUUACACAAGACCCAUGCCAAGGUUUGGGGCUUUGUGCUAAAAAUUUUGGCCGCGCUGAAAUACAAGGUUGUGUUCAAGAUACUGAAUACCAAAAAUUUUGCCGUGCCUCAGAGUAGACCUCGCGUCUACCUGUUAGGCGUCGCUGAGGAAAUUUGCUCCGGCAAGUUAGAAAUGCCAAGAGAAAGGACAAAGCCUGUGGACUUACACCACUUUUUGAAUAAGGGUUGCGGGGGGACAGAGGUUCUCUCUCUUCCCCACUACGAAAAACUUGUGGGGGAGAAACUUUGGAGCCGAGGAUUUGUUCUGGAUGUAGGCAGCUCGGAGCGCUUUCAGACGGUAAUGAAAAAUGUCACGCCGUGUUUGACACGCACACGGCUUCAGCAACGAGGGUAUUACAUACCUAAGCUCCGGCGCCGCUUGCUAGGCGAAGAGGCAGCCCGGCUCCAAGGAGUCCCAAGAAAAGUUUUUGAAGCAAUGCUGCAAGCUGCGGCUGCAAACGCAUUGCCCGAACGGACAGUGGAAGGGAGCUUGGGUGAUGGCAUGUCCAUUAACGUCCUUGCAGCUGUGUUGCAAAAUGGCCUUGCAGCAGCCAAGCUGGUUCGCCAAGGGCCCGAAUAUUGGCGAAUGGUUUCUGAUGGCCAAUCUGAAGUGAGCAACAUUUCCGCUUGGCGCCUGAAUAAGGCAGAACAGAAGGAAUUGGCCGAGAGGGUGGCGAAGGGAGAGUGUGAGAAAACAGCCAAAAAGGACAUUCAGAGACGAAAGGCGAUUGCAAAUGAGAAUCGCAAGAAAGCGGCGCAGGCUGUUGCAAGCAAGGCAGCAGUGCCAAAAGCUUCGGCAAAGAAAAGAUCGCCGGCGAUGAUUGCGGCUGAUGCCGCUGAACAGCAGGAAACGGCGACGCAGAAGGACCCCACGAAUGCUGCUUACUACGCAGAGGUAGAAGCAGACAUUCAAGCGAUCAGGAAAGAAUUCUCCGGAAUUGAAAAUGAGUUGCCCCUGCCCGUGUCGGCUGCCAACGGGCCUGGCGCAGAAUCUGGAGUUCAGGAGCCUUAUCAGUUGGAGAAUUGCCAGGCUGCCUUGGAGAAGCACGGCGUCUACCGUUGCAGCAUUCCGCUGUUUUGGCUCAAUUUGGUUUCCUCAGCCACUCCUGGCAUACCUAUGUCCAGACGACGUGUGUUGGAUUUGUGCGCCUACUACUAUCCCCAAGAUUCGCCGGCAUUCAUGACAGGAAGAUGCGUGGAAGUCUUGGUGGACAAGUCAAGUCUGACUGCCACCCCGUCAAAAGACACUAUGAGUGAAGAUCAGUGGCUUGCAGUUCGGGCAAAGUGGCGAGCUGUCCUUCUCAGCACACCUUGUUCUUUCAUUGGGACUGACGGGCGUGCAGAGACUGUUUGGAUCCACGGAUUCAACCGGCGCCAAUCCAUCCGGCAAGACCACGAAUCUCUUUCACGCACAGCCAUGCAAACAAGCCUCGAGAUUGAUCAAUUCAAGACAAUUGUCGAGAGUGCUCCUGGCUGCAAAGGCAAACUGCAACCGGCGCAGUUAGCAGAAGCCUUCGUGGAACUGGGUCUCCAGUCCGUGACAGGCGCAAAUGGACGAAAUGGGGACGAAGAUGGCAGGCUGACUGCCAACAUGAUCACCCAGGCGUUGAUGGUCAAGAAAGGCAUCCUUUCCUCGCCUAAGUGCGUCGAAAUUUUGAUGGAAUUGGAAUCGUCCUUUGGAUCCAAGUCGCCUUUUCAUCAAAUGUCCCGCCUACACGUGCUGAGUACCAAGCCCAGCUCACCAGAGAUGCGGGAAUGGGUCCUGCAAGGCAUCGUUGACAUGCUGAACUACGAUUUGAUUGAAGCAGGAGACAUUUCGAAAGCCUGCUUAGCUGGUGACAAACACCACGUUGGCUUGGUGCAAAUUCUCGAGAUGAAGAAGAAGGUCUGGUCACACUUCUUCGACGCCGUCUUGCCCAAGCUUGGCUUGUCUGAGGCUGACCGCACCUUGCUCAAGGAAAAGACUGCCCAGCACGACGUCUACAGAAAUCAUUCCGGAGAUGGCGACUGCAGCUGGAGGGGUCGGCUCAGCAAAAGCGCUUUGCUUGCCUUGGAUUUUUUGGAAGCUGUGACGUAUGAUCGCAAGUUGGACCAUUUCCUCAAAGCUUGUGUGAAAGCUGGCGGCCAAGUCGAAGCAUUCUUGGAAUACGAGGCUGUUAAGGAAGAGGUGCAGAAAGUCCGGCAUGCCGUAAAGAAUGAAUCUGCCGAAAAAGCCGCUGAGGGAGACGACAAUACGUUUAAUGAGGAAGGCGGGGAGGAGAAGGACCCAGAAACCCAGCAGCUUGCUUUGCUGCGCCGCCCACCGGCACAACAACCUGAGGGCUCCGAGAGUUAUUGGAGAAGCGUAGCCAAUGUACAUGUGCGCACAUACGUUACUUUGCUGACUGAACCGGCCACCUUAGAUGGCGUAGUAACUUCGGUUGCUGGAGGGCCUCUGCGUGAGGAAAAAGGAGAGUCCAGCAAGUCGACCAUUGCCAUCGUGUUGGAUUGCGAUUUGCUUGGGGAAAGCCAAGGACCAUCGAGCCAACCAUUUCUGCGGAAAAAGUUCGUGCCUGAUCAGAACCUUGUGCGCAAGCUGCUCCACGGAGCAUUGAUUGGUCGUGGCUCGCAAAAAAAAGAAUCUGGCGAAGCAACCGUCCCUGCAAGUCAAGAUUUAGUGAUUUUGCAGUGCGGUGCCGACAAGUCUGUCAAAGAAGCCGAGUCGCACUUCAAGGUCAGCUCGUCUCGGAAAGACGCACCCAUUGACUGCGAGCAUAAGGAAGUGCUGGUGGUCUUGUCCGACGGGUCCGUCCGCGGACGCAAACAGCGUGUGAAAGGGACAUAUUCUUUACGAACUUCUUUGCACUUAUUUUCCUCGGAACCUUUGGCGACCAUGGUCCCGGAAAGGCAAUUCCCAGACUUCAGUGGACACAACACUAGCGACCUCCUUGCCACCGUUUCUGUACUGCAGCCGGAGGACAUGAAAGACAAAGAAGAAGUGCUUGCUGGGCGAACCGUGACGGUCACUGAUGCCGCGGUCGAGAAGCAAGCUGCGAAGAAGCAAGCGUCCGGAGUCGCGCCUGCCGAAUCGGUGUUUUCUGCAGAAACUUUCCCUCAGAAAUUUUGGUCCAGCUUCCUGAAGGGCCACUGCUGCAAAGGUGUGCUUGCUCUCUCCAUGGGUCAAGGUGAGCUUGCCAAAGCUUGCAUUUCUGAAAGGAUUCCUUGUCAGGCUUUCACGGUGACCGAUGCCCAUGCUAAACAUUUGGAGCUGCUGCUGACGGAAUUUGUCUUGGGUCUGAUGAAGACAGAGGGAUCGUCGUUCUACCGGGCGGCUGCGGCUGGUUCCGGGGGUGGCGCAGAAGAACAGGCAAAGCGAAAGAAAGAGGGAGAUGAUCAAGAAAAGAAACCCAAGAAGCCAAAGACGGCGCCGAAGAAAAAGCAAAAAAAAGCUGUGGAAGCAGAGACGCAGAACGAGAACCAAGACGAGCAGAAUGAGGACGAAGACGAGCAAGAUUCUGAUAUGCCUUGGUAA
Molecule: messenger RNA, 6720 nt
Organism: Cladocopium goreaui
Lineage: Eukaryota; Dinophyceae; Suessiales; Symbiodiniaceae
Source: the annotation of a GenBank genome assembly